Molecule: messenger RNA, 1147 nt
Organism: Oncorhynchus tshawytscha (Chinook salmon)
Lineage: Eukaryota; Metazoa; Chordata; Actinopteri; Salmoniformes; Salmonidae
Product: collectrin
Exons: 6
Coding region: 295-957 (220 amino acids)
Source: RefSeq, a predicted model, not a curated record
CCCACACAGCUGCCCACACAUUACUGUUGCUGUAUUACUCUUCUCUCUGGGCAAGCUAACUGUACUGCUGGGGAUGACUAUUAUAGGGCUGUUCACUUUUAAAAAAAGUUGGGCAGGGAGAGUUGUAGCUUGCAGCUGUGUUAUCGUUUAACCAUUAAACCAUAGUGGCCACCCCCUGUUUGAUUCCAAUUCCAUCGUUGACUUUGUUCUUCUCAUUAAUGUCUGACCACUGGGACUUUGACUGAACCAGCAGCACAGGAGAUUCUGUCUUAGUUGUGUUCUUAUCCAUAGAGGAUGUUGGUGAGGAUCCUGGUUCUGCUCUACCUGGUGGGGGCACCAGCACUAGCACAAACCCUCUGCCAGCCUAAUGCAUCAAAUGGCUACAGAGUGCGAAUCAGCAUCAAAACUGCUUUGGGAAAUCAGGCCUAUGAAUGGAAUGAGAAUGAAAUGUUCCUUUUCCAAGCAACUAUGGCCUUUGCCAUGAGGAGGUACUACAAAACAGAGACUUACAAUGUCGACAACAUUAUCGUGUGUAAUCAGACUCGGAGGGUGUCCUUCUGGUUUGUGGUGAUAUCACCAGAAAACCCCACCAUGCUUAUUCCUAAGGCAGAUGUGGAGAAAGCUGUGAGCAUGUCAAGGCAUCGCAUCAACAACGCCUUCCUCCUGACAGAUAGGACUCUGGAGUUUCUGGGCAUCCACCCCACACUGGCAGAGCCAGUCAACCCUGACACCCCUCCCUGGCUCAUCGUGUUUGGAGUGGUCAUAGGGGCUGUGUUUGCUGGAAUCAUCGCCCUGCUCGUAUCCUCUCUGCUUCAAAAGAGACGGAAAGAGAAAGGGAUGAUGGAGGAUGGACAGGAUGAAGAGGACAGGCAGAUGAAAGGAGUGGAGAAUGGCAUCAACCUGGACGGCAUCUACAACAGAGGAUUCACAGAUGACGAUCGCUUCACAAAGCUGUAAAGGCUUCCCCUGUAAAAUGCUACCAAGCAAAAGCACAGGAUGGGCCAAGAGACACUAAAAACCAUUACAAAUAGACUUAUGCACUGUGUCUACAGUUUAAAACUGCAUUUGCUGUUUAUUUUGGUUGUGUUUAAAACGAUUUUGUGCCCAAUAGAAAUAAAUGAUAAAUAAUGUAUUGUGUCAUUUUGGA